Ziziphus jujuba (common jujube) is the source of this 1192-nucleotide messenger RNA. RefSeq lists its product as uncharacterized. The transcript is spliced from 8 exons. The record is from RefSeq and is a predicted model, not a curated record. The coding region runs from base 560 to 928 and encodes 122 amino acids. NCBI's taxonomy places the organism in Eukaryota, Viridiplantae, Streptophyta, Magnoliopsida, Rosales, Rhamnaceae.
UCUUCGGUUAAAAAAAGAAAAGAAAAAGAAAAGGCUAUAAAUGGUAGAUGAAAAAUGUACAAGUAGGAAACGAUGGCCACGUAGCGCGCCAUGAAGCCAGUGACUUUUCUUCCAUUUCCGUUGGCACUUUCAGCUUCUUCUUCUUCUUCUUUUCUGAUUCAGUUUCUGAAACGCAGCCACUUUUCUUCUUCUCCAUUAAUAUCCUUCCUUCCAACAUCAUAUUCCAACACUAUUUCUUCAGUUUCACGAUCCCACAUGGACAAGCACUACUCGCAAGGUAAGGAAGAUGCAGAUCAGACAAGGGAAGCUUGUAGCAAAGGAUCAUGCGAUGUGUUUCCAACAAAGGGUCUUUCUGAUAGUAUAAUCCCUCACAUCCUUAACCUGUAAGGAAGAUGCAGAUCAGACAAGGGAAGCUUGUAGCAAAGGAUCAUGCGAUGUGUUUCCAACAAAGGGUCUUUCUGAUAGUAUAAUCCCUCACAUCCUUAACCUAUAUGCAAGCUGUGCAACACCACGUGACUUUGAAAUCUAUGAUCCAAAUGCUUCAUUUGAGGACCCUCUGAUGUGUGCACACGGGGUGAAGCAGAUCAAGUCAGCAUUUUAUUCACUUUCCAAGGUCUUUAGUGAAUCAAAAAUUGUGGAAUACAGUGUGAAAGAAAAUUGGACUUCACCAGGAAAGGGAGAGAUGGUAAUUGAUAACAAACAACACUACAAGUUCUUGGGGAAAAACAUAGACAUGAUAUCCCUUAUCAAAUUGUAUGUCGAGGAAGGGAAAGUUGUUCGUCAUGAAGAUUGGUGGGACAAGAAGCCUCUUUGGAAUAGAGAAACAGUUAACCUGCCACUGGCUGGCAGAAUCAUGGAAAUGACUCGGAGGGGUUCAAUGCUGGCUACUCAUGCGAUGAUGGGGUUUGGGAAAGAUCCGACACUGUAAAGGCACUACUGAAACCAAUGAUGAAUUAUCUUCUGCUUCAUUAGGUGUGUGCAUUAGUUGUUUUCUUUUUUUCCAGUGUGUAUCGUUCAGAAAUGUCAGUAGCUUAUUCUAGUGGGUCGGGGCUUUGACCCACUAAUUAUGUAAGCUUUUUAUAGAAUCAUAAGCUAAGAUUGAUGCGAGGAAGAUUUGUGAAGGUUAAAUUUAUGAGCAAUAUUCUUGAAUCUUGAACUCAAUUCGUGUUAAUAAGAAUAAAAGUUUACUAAA